AUGGUUACACACAUUUGGUGUCGCUCCACCGGUUCCCAAGAGUCAACUGCGGCCUGUUCGCCCGCACCCGAGAACCAAUCGCCGGCUUCCAUCGAAAAACUCUUCCACCGGGAGCACUUCGCGACGGCAAGGCGGACGCAGGCCGAAACAAACGAGUUUCGAAAGGCCAGCAACGUCACCGUCAGAGGACAAGCAGUUCCGACGCCUAUUUUAGGACUGUACGAAGCCAACUUCUCGGAAUGCGUCACCGAAGCCGCCUACGCUCUCAACUACUGUACUCUCACCGCCUUGCAGUCGCAGUGCUGGCCCGUCGCCCUGCACGGCCGAGACCACCUCACCAUCGCACACACCCGAGCUCCAGCCAACGAGCAGGCCUACCUUCUGCCGGCCAUCGUGCACGCCUUGCACCAACCAGUCCGAUCAACUGGCCACGGCCCCGUUGUGCUAGUACUCGUUCCGACCCGAGAGGUGGCAGAGAAAAUUCAACGGCUAGUUUCUGACUUGGAGAAGUGCACCGAUGUCCGUAUCGUAUGCCUGUGCUCGGGUGAUUGGAAGGAAAGGCAGCUGGAGAGGCUUAAGGAAGCGAGUUACGGGAUGUGGAUCAUGACGCCUAGCCAUCUCCUCUCGUUCUUGGAGGAAGGGAAGGUGAACAUUAGCAGCUGUACGCUUCUGGUGCUGGAUGAAGCUGAUCGGAUGAUGGCGAUGGGUUUCGAGAAAACGCUUCGCUCAAUCUCGGCCCCCGUCCGACCUGAUCGUCAGACGCUCAUAUUCGUCAACUCUAGAUCGAGGGAGAUUGGAGACCUUUCCGAGUGCUUGCUUAAUGACUAUCUCCAGGUUAGCAUCGGGCAUUGCAAGCUGGUAGAGAACCAGCGGGUCGAGCAAAUUGUCAUAAUCUGCGAGGAAAGCUCAGAAAUGUGA
Molecule: messenger RNA, 918 nt
Organism: Rhipicephalus sanguineus (brown dog tick)
Lineage: Eukaryota; Metazoa; Arthropoda; Arachnida; Ixodida; Ixodidae
Product: probable ATP-dependent RNA helicase DDX5
Exons: 1
Coding region: 1-918 (305 amino acids)
Cellular component (GO): nucleus; ribonucleoprotein complex; cytoplasm
Molecular function (GO): RNA binding; ATP binding; RNA helicase activity
Source: RefSeq, a predicted model, not a curated record